GGGUAAAAAACAUAUCUGAGGUUUAGUUGUUGAGAUAUUUUACUGUUUAUGUAUUAUUGAUUGGUUUCCAGGGCCUGUCACUUACGUUGUUGCCCUGUUGUACAUCAUCCACUUCAAAAAUAAUCUAAACAGGAAGGGGAAGCUCAAAUGCAUAAGUGAGUGUGAAACCUUCAACAAUCGGUACUGAGCACCAAUGGAGGCUCCAGCUCUGUGCAGACUCAUCUUAAUAACAUCAUUUGUCCUGCUGACCGCACAAACACAAGGCUUUUACACUGCUCAGGAUCAUGAUGCAGUUCUGCCUGAAGUCUUCCCAGACAGGCUUCAGUUCUUUGAAUUUGAGUCUGUGUCUGUUCGCUGUGAGGGGGUCAGUGGGUCGAGCACACGGAGGGUUUGGAAGAAACUAAAGACAUCAUGUUCCUCUGAAGCGUGUAACUCAUCCUGCACCGUUAAUCCUGCUUUUGAAAGAGACAGCGGAGAAUACUGGUGUGGAACUGGUGAAGGUGGACAGAGGGGUGCUGUCAACAUCUCAGUUACUGCAGGUUUGGUGAUCCUGGACAUUCCUGCCACACCGGCAGCUGAGGGAUCUAAUCUGACUCUUCGCUGCAUUGAUAAGACAUCUGAGUUGGUCCACAUUACUGAUUUCUACAAAGAUGGUGUCUACCAUAAGAUUGGCUAUAAAAGCCACAUGACCCUCCAGAACAUCUCCAAGUCUGAUGAAGGACGCUACAAAUGUAGCAUCUCUGGGAAAGGAGAGUCUCCAGAAAGUUGGCUGGCUGUGGUCAAACCACAAACAGGACCAGAUGAAGAGACUCCGCAUCUCAGAGACCAGACUAAAACAGUCAUCCUGCUGCGUGUGUCUCUGACGGCUGUCCUGCUGCUGCUGAUCGGAGUGAUUCUCAUCAGAAAACACAAAAGUACAGCAAAUUCUUUCCACUCGCCACCGCCACCUCUCAAUUUCCCAUGGGCAGUAAAGGGCGACAUUGUCCUCUGCUGCCAGCGGAUAAAAGAAGUGACACCGGCGAUCUCUGAUGGUGGAUGGAUGGAGCCACUAGCUGAAACGUGUCAGCUUCGGGGUUUCUUAGUUGAGGCGACCACAGGAAACAGGAAGAGGAAGCUCAGGUGUACGCAUGACUCCUAUGUGACUGAAACCCUCAGCAUGGUGAACUUGCUGGUCCUGCUGGCUGCACAAACGGAAGGAGGCGAUGCCGCUCAGGAACACGAGGCGAGGCUGCCAUACAGGCACCGCCCGUCCCUCAGACCACCACCAAGAGGCGCCGUUCUCCCCGAGGUUCGUCCUGACCGGCUUCAGUUCUUCGAGUACAGCUCUGUGUCUGUGCGCUGCGGGGGGGUGGGGGGGUCGAACGCGUGGAGGGUCUGGAGGAAACUAAACACAGCAGGUUCCCCUGAAGCCUGUGAUACCUCAGCACCGUCCUGCACCAUCAAUCCUGCCACUGAGAAGCACAGCGGAGAAUACUGGUGUGCGACUGGUGAGGGAGGACGGAGCGCGGCCGUCAACAUCUCAGUUACCGCAGGUUUGGUGAUCCUGGACAUUCCUGCCCGGCCGGUGGCUGAGGGAUCCGAUCUGACUCUUCGCUGCAUUGAUAAGACGUCUGAGUUGGACCACAUUACCGAUUUCUACAAAGAUGGUGUCUACCUUAAGAUCGGCUACAAAAACCACAUGACCCUCCAGAAGAUCUCCAGGUCUGAUGAAGGACGCUACAGAUGCAGCAUCUCUGGGAAAGGAGAGUCUCCAGACAGUCGGCUGGCUGUGGUCCAACCAGAUGGAGGGACCAGACCUCUCAUGCUGCCGCUCGUGUCUCUGGCGGUCCCGCUGCUGCUGCUGCUGGUCGGGCUGAUUCUCUUCAGGAAGUGCAAAGCCCCACGUGUCGACCACCACACCCCUGAUCAGAUGUGUCUGUACACCGUAGCGGUAAAACCAAGGCAGGUGAAAGAACCAGAAGUUGCCAGAGUUAGCGUCCCCGUGGAUCCAUCAGAGGAAACCAUUUAUUCCGUGAUCAACUAGCAGGAGGCCGGGAAGGAAAGAAGUGCUCCUCAUUACCUUUAGCGACAGUGACUGGAUGAGAGGAACACGAGGAGUUGGUGCAAAACGCUUCCAUGAAACAAUAAAGCAUGAGAGAGAGAUCAACUUUGUCUUUGCCUACCCGGAAACCAAGAAGUGUAGGCGGUUGUGGAACGAGAAAACGAGAAGAUGUAAACUCGACAGAACUUCCAACGCUGACGUCAGCAGCAGCAGCUGAUGAUGUCACAGCAGCUGCAGAUCUGUGGUUUAUUGCAUCUGUGGGACUCCCAUCAGCGUUGACUGGUUCUGUAGACCUACCUGCUCGUCUCUUCACGCCUUUGUGUGGACUUUAAAAUAAAACUGCUGCUGUUUUAUAAUUACUGGGUGAGGUUAGCCACGAGUCUAACUGAACGCAAACCCUCGUGUGAUAUUUAUACUGAGACCCUCACGUGUUGGCUUCUUACACAACAACAGCCUUUUGAGUCUAUUCAUUUAGACUUGCUGUUACUUACAGAGACCUGGUUUCAUUUAGACUUGCUGUUACUUACAGAGACCUGGUUUCAUUUAGACUUGCUGUUACUUACAGAGACCUGGUUUCAUUUUGACUUGCUGUUACUUACAGAGACCUGGUUUCAUUUAGACUUGCUGUUACUUACAGAGACCUGGUUUCAUUUAGACUUGCUGUUACUUACAGAUACCUGGUUUCAUUU
Nothobranchius furzeri (turquoise killifish) is the source of this 2730-nucleotide messenger RNA. Lineage: Eukaryota; Metazoa; Chordata; Actinopteri; Cyprinodontiformes; Nothobranchiidae. The record is from RefSeq and is a predicted model, not a curated record.